Molecule: messenger RNA, 450 nt
Organism: Chanos chanos (milkfish)
Lineage: Eukaryota; Metazoa; Chordata; Actinopteri; Gonorynchiformes; Chanidae
Gene: rpl30
Product: ribosomal protein L30
Exons: 5
Coding region: 54-404 (116 amino acids)
Cellular component (GO): cytosolic large ribosomal subunit
Molecular function (GO): RNA binding; structural constituent of ribosome
Source: RefSeq, a predicted model, not a curated record
GAGGCCAUAUUGAAGUCAUCAGGUAGUUGGCCAGAUUGGACUAAACGGCAGCAAUGGUGGCCGCAAAGAAAACGAAAAAGUCUCUGGAGUCCAUCAACUCCCGGCUUCAGCUGGUGAUGAAGAGUGGCAAAUAUGUGCUGGGAUACAAACAGUCUCAGAAGAUGAUUCGCCAAGGCAAAGCCAAGCUGGUCAUCCUGGCCAACAACUGCCCUGCACUGAGGAAGUCAGAAAUUGAGUACUAUGCUAUGUUGGCCAAAACUGGCGUCCACCAUUACAGUGGAAACAACAUUGAGCUUGGAACAGCCUGUGGUAAAUACUUCAGGGUGUGCACACUGGCUAUCAUUGACCCUGGCGAUUCUGACAUCAUCAGAAGCAUGCCAGACCAGCAGCAGGGCGAGAAGUAGAACCAUUUUUUCCUCACGUUGUUUAAAUAAAUUCGGUUGAAAUGGU